This is a messenger RNA of Gryllus bimaculatus (two-spotted cricket), 381 nucleotides long. NCBI's taxonomy places the organism in Eukaryota, Metazoa, Arthropoda, Insecta, Orthoptera, Gryllidae. The record is from the annotation of a GenBank genome assembly.
AUGCAAGCGUACGACCUGGCGACGCAGUGCCCGACUCGUCGCACCCUGAGCCGGCGCCACACGCUGGGCGGCACGGCGCUGCGGUCGGCGGCCGCCCUCGACGGCACGCAGUCGCUCCCGCAGUCGCGCCCGUCCUCGCGCGGGCCCACGCCUUCCUCGGCCUCUUCGGAAGCCGGCAGCCAGCAGAGCGGCCUCGGCGGCGUGCUGCCCGAGCUCAGCUGUUGUUGGCCGGUUAAAAACUGGCAAGCGGCCAUGGAGUGUCUGUCUUUGACCCUGGAGGAGAUAGUGCACAUCAGAUCUGUACUUACCAAAGCAGAACUGGAGUCUCUACCAGUCGAAGGUCACGUGAAAGAAGACGUAGAAAAGAAAAAGGAUAAUUAA